AUGAAGGCCAGCUUACGCGAGCUGCAAGAUAAACUCGCGCCUGCGCGCCAGGCUAUCCUUAAGCCGCAGCAACAGACAAAGAGUGAAUGGCGUCAUCAGAACGGAGGCCUCUUGCGGCACCAGCUACGAAGGAGUGCAGCAGUCCAGCAGGGUCUCUUCGAAGAGGUGGAGAGAAAAGGGCAAGAAGCUUAUAACCGAAACGCCGGCGAGCAAAAAGAGCAGCAGCCUCAGCUGAUGUAUGAGAAGCACGAGAAUCACGAAGUACAACAGGAAAUGGUGAUAGAACGUGUACGCCAGCAGCAUGACACGUACGAUCAGGACCUGGAGCAAACGAGACAGGAUAAAAAGACUACAGAGUGCUACACGCGUCUUGAAGGCGAAUUGUUGUCAUCGCUUUCGCAGCGAGACCAGCAAGUCGCACAGGAGGAGGCCACAGCUGAAAAUCAAUUCUGCCAAACCCCUGAGGAGUCCGAACAAGAUGGGGAGGAAAAAAUUCAUGUGGAUGGUUUUAUUGAUUGUCGCGAGCAGCCAGAGCGCGAGCUGCAGUCGAUGAGCGAAAAGCUACAGGAGCAGGAAGUCCAGAACAUCUACGCGCGAAAAAGCUACAGGAGCAGAACGUCCAACCGUGAGCAGCUAGACGAGGAGCUGCAGUCCAUGCGCAAAAAGCUAGAGGAGCAGGAAGUCCAGCACCGUGAGGAUCUCCGAAAGCAACAGGAGGAGCUCCAGCAAGAGCUGGAGAAGAUGAAGCAAGAAGCAUCUGUCAAGAAAGCCUGA
This is a messenger RNA of Ochotona princeps (American pika), 774 nucleotides long. Its product is annotated as golgin subfamily A member 6-like protein 26. The record is from RefSeq and is a predicted model, not a curated record. The transcript is spliced from 3 exons. Lineage: Eukaryota; Metazoa; Chordata; Mammalia; Lagomorpha; Ochotonidae. The coding region runs from base 1 to 774 and encodes 257 amino acids.